Saccostrea cuccullata (small rock oyster) is the source of this 745-nucleotide messenger RNA. RefSeq names its product calcineurin B homologous protein 1-like. Lineage: Eukaryota; Metazoa; Mollusca; Bivalvia; Ostreida; Ostreidae. The transcript is spliced from 7 exons. Gene Ontology annotation, biological process: positive regulation of sodium:proton antiporter activity. Gene Ontology annotation, cellular component: plasma membrane. Bases 94 to 666 code for a protein of 190 amino acids. The record is from RefSeq and is a predicted model, not a curated record. Gene Ontology annotation, molecular function: calcium ion binding.
UGGAUAUUCAUCGCUGCCUUAUUUCCGGUUCUUCCUGGAAUGUCCAGUGUUGAAUACUUUUGACAGCUGUUUUUCUUGUAAAUAUUCAAAACAAUGGGCAGUAGGGCAUCUAUCCAGCUUCAGGAAACUGAAUUAAAUGAAAUUCAGUCAGAAACUGGCUUUUCACACAAUCAGAUUGUACGUCUGUAUAGUCGAUUUACAAGUCUGGAUAAAGGAGCUAUAGGAUGCUUGAGCCGUGAAGAUUUUCUGAGGAUUCCCGAGUUAGCUAUAAAUCCACUCGGAGACCGAAUCGUUCAUGCAUUCUUCACAGAAAGUAACAAUGAGACGGUCAACUUCAGACAAUUCAUGAGAGUUUUAGCGAGAUUCAGGCCAACUAAGUCAAACCAGAACAAAAAUAAACUGAAUACCAGGGAGGAGAAACUGAAAUUUGCUUUCCGAAUGUAUGAUCUGGAUGGUGAUGACAAAAUUUCCAAGGAUGAGUUACUGUCUGUGUUACAUAUGAUGGUGGGAGCUAACAUUUCCGAGGAGCAGCUGGGGAGUAUCGCGGAGAGGACAAUCAGUGAGGCCGACAUUGACGGGGACAACCAGAUCUCUUUUGAAGAGUUUGUACAGGCAAUGGAGCGAGUGGACGUUGAACAAAAGAUGAGCAUCCGAUUCCUACACUAAGUGUACAUGUCUGUUUUGUGAAUGAUGUGAUAUUCUGGUCAUGCUAUCUUCAUGAAUACUAUAUUUGAUAACUACAAAA